AUGAACAAGUCAAGUCAUGUUCAGUCCAUUCGAGCAUUCUUCCAAUCUCAUCAGCAACCUAUCAACAACCAUCAACUCAAGACCAAGCUCACUGCUCAUCCACUCCGACCAACUAUACAUCGGAACCCAAGCUGGAUCACUCUACAUCUACUCAAUCAAGACCACCAACCAAGCCACUCUCAGCAAGUCAUUCAACAACCUACUAGCCAACUCAAACCCAAUCGACUCACUCUGUCUCAUCAAGGAAAUCAACUCACUCGCCAUCCUCUCAGCGGGCAACAUCACCCUCCAUGAACUCAACCAACUCAAACUGCAAUCAAACUGCCAACGAUGGACCAAAUCUCAAGCUUCAUCAAUCUACCUCCAAACCAAUAUCCUCAGGCAGAAUGACGACCAGCAACUCAUCCAAACAACACCUACUGAAGAUCAAACUCACAUCCCAGUACUACUCUCGAUCCUAGCCGUCCCAUGUAAACGCAGACUGCUCCUAUUCUUCUGGAAGGAUGGCCAAUGGAUCGAUCCCAAGGAGAUCAAUCUGCCUCAUCAGGUUCGAUCACUCACCUUCGCAACCCCUCUCAACCUAUUCCUAGGCUAUUCAACUGGCGAUUAUGCGACCAUCAAACUCACCAUACCCUCCAACACUCAACAACCUAUCACUCACCAGAUCUCAGACCCAUUCCCGUCACCGAUCGCCAAUCUCAUCAACAACCGAUCACUCAGCAAUGACUCAGUCUCUCCGAUCGCAGUCUCAAAUUCAUCCCCCAAGGUCAGCGGACUCUCCAGCUUGGCCUUCAAGACAACCGGUCUCGUCAGUCUCGGCCUCGCUGGCUCUCAUAAGGUCGCACGGAACUCGGUCCUCAGACUAGGCCCACCAACCGAUGAGCUGAUCGGUAUCAAGGAACAGAUAGCCACCUUCUUAAACCCUCAAGGCAAACUCACUCGACCUCAAACAGUCCACUCAGGCCCCAGUACGAUCCCAUCCAGCAUCCUCUACCCCAUCCCACCCUCUGAGACUAUCGUCAGAUCGCCCUAUCUACUCUCGCUCCUACCCACCAGCUCGACUAGCACAUCUCUCUUCGUUCAUUCCAUCCCCACCCUCUCCCAUCUUCAAACACUUCCACUCCCCGAUCAAACAACUCAGGAAUCAGAGAACAAAUCAUCACUACCUUCUACUACUCAAACCUCAUCCCCUGGAAAGAAACCUUCACUCGAACCUCCCUUCAGCUCCCGCCCUCCAAACCGUCAACUCUUAACCGCAUCUCCUAAUUCUGGCCCCAUCUUCCUCAUCGGCUCGCAAUGGAAUCCGAUCGAAAACAACUUCCAAUAUCAGCUCGAAUGUUUACAGAUGAAACCUUGGCCUGAUCAAAUCCAGCAAUUGAUUGAACUGGGAGAAUACGAAGAGGCACUAGGCUUGAUGGAAGGACUAGAUGAAAGUCAUCUACCCAACAAAGCCCAAUUGCUGAAGAAACUGAACGCGUUAUGUGGGGUGAUCGAUUUCUCCAAAUACAAGUACGAUCGCGCAAUCGAUACCUUCAUCAGUUUGUCGAUCAAUCCGGCAAAGGUAGUUGCACUCUAUCCGUCUGAGAUAUCGGGCUCGUUAGGGAAAAAACGGGAAGAAUGGGAGGAGUUAUUUGGGGGACGAAGUGCGGAGAGUUAUCGUAGUAAUCCCCUUGUCGGUCCCCGCCCGGCAUCCGAGUUGGUUUACCCUCCUCAUCUCAGUCGAGCAGGUUCAGACAUCGGCUCGAUCCCACGUAGCAUCUCCCAUCUAGGUAAUAACCCGAAUGUGGUUGAUGACGAUCGCCGAUCUAUCCUCUCUGGCCCUUCAGCAGCUCCUACCAAACCCAAAAUGGGAGAACCCAGUCUCCAGAGAACAGUCCUUGAAGAGAAGAGCCCAGAGGAUCUGCAUUUCCGACCCUCAGUCGAGGUUUUAAUCCGAUACCUAACCGACCGAAGACAACAAGUGAACCGGGCGCUGGCGGCAAUCCAGGAGCGUCCCGAGAGCGCUGAGGUGACAGACCGGCCCGGCACCAGCCCAUCCGAUAUUAUUCAACCGUCAGUCGAGUUGGAGGACCGGCCGAUCGCGGAGAUCGAAUCUUUUGAACAGCUCGUCCAUGUCGCCAAAGUCAUCGACACCGCCCUCUUCAAGUCUUAUCUGGCUCUUAGACCCACCAUGCUUGGCCCUCUCUGUCGACUCCCUAAUUGGUGUGAGGUCGAACUCGUCGAAGGAUUGCUUAUGGAGGCUAAGCGUUAUCAUGAGCUUCUCGAUCUUUAUCAUGGUAAAGGACAACAUGCUAAGGCUCUCAAACUGUUGAAAAAAAUGGCGAUGAAUGAGGAGGACGCGAUGACACAGAUCGAGCCGACGGUCCGUUACCUCCAAAAACUAGGAUCGAAGCAUAUCGACGUGAUUCUUGAGAGCUCGAAAUGGGUAUUCUCGCUAUGCCAAGAUCAAGAAGAAGAAGGAGGGCCAGGAUCGGCGAUGGAGUUGAUCAAAGCCGGCCUAGAAAUCUUUGUCGCCGACCUAUCCGCAGUUGACUCCCUGCCUAAACCCCUCAUUGUCACCUUCCUCGACCACCUUAAAUCUUCGACUCCUAUCCAACUCUAUCUCGAAUUCAUCGUCCGCUCCUUACGUCUUCAGGACUCUAGCUUUCAUGAGAAAUUGAUCCAGAUCUAUUUACUCGAGGUUAACCGUUUACGCGGCUUGGGUAGCCUAGAGAGUGGACAAGAGAUCUACAAGAAACUGUUGGACCAUCUCGAGGACUCAAGCAGUUAUUCCCCAAAUUGGGUGUUAGGAAGAUUGCCACCAGAUUCAAUGUGGGAAGCACGGGCGAUCACCUUAGGGAAAAUCGGCCAACACGAGACCGCCUUGCGGAUCUAUGUGGAACGACUCAAUGAUAUCCGCUUGGCAGAGGAAUACUGUCAACGGGUUUACGAGAAGAAUGGGGCGGUUGAUGGAAGUGUGUUUCUGUGUCUCUUGAAGAUCUGCCUCAGGCCGAAUGUGUCUAUUGUUGAUAAACAGAGUGAAGAUGAGGAUGAAGAAAAAUCAGAGAAGGAAGAAGAAGAAGAAGAAAAAUCAGGAGAACAACAACUACCAGAAGAAGAAAAACAGCAAGAAGAAGAGAAUGAGUCAGAGGAGAAGUUGAAUGAAGAAUUAAAAAAGAGACGAAAAGGAAGGCCGAGAUUGACGAGCAAAGAGCUCCUGGAAAGUGGAAUCAAGAUGAUCAAUGAGCAUGGACACAAGGUGGUCGAGAUCGAAGCGAUCGUCGAGCUGAUUCCGCCCCUCGUCCAGCUCAACCGGCUCGACCAGUUCCUCAUCCAUGCGCUCGACCAUCUCCAUACUUCCAUCCAGCUCCAACUCGUCCUCAGAAACUCCCUCCUCUCUAGACGCGCUUCGCUCGCCAUGGCCGCUCAGGUUCUCGCUAAUCGUAGGGUUAAAAUCGACCUUAAACGACUAUGUAUAGGGUGCGGGAAACGAUUAGGUAACACUGUUAUUGCUGUUCAUCCGCCUUUUGGAGAAGUAACUCAUUACCAAUGUCAAGACAGAUAUAAUAACCCACAUUUACGUCGCUUAUAAACUUUUUUCUUAACUUUGAUUGUUUAUACUGUACAUCUUCUUAACCCAUCACCCUCACCUCAUGAAAUCACACGCAUACACAUACACAAAUUCUCUUGUUUUUGAUUUGUAUCCAGACCACACUUCAAAGCAAAGGAAGAACAAAAAGUAGUGAUCCUUUUCCUUAAAAACGUAUGUGACACAGCUCCUUCUGCUUGUUGUAGAUAUCUUUGGGUGACUUUGUUGUAGUACUUGGGUUGAAGAGAUUGAUGAUGCAUCAUUAAUGAUUUCAA
Molecule: messenger RNA, 3843 nt
Organism: Puccinia graminis f. sp. tritici CRL 75-36-700-3
Lineage: Eukaryota; Fungi; Basidiomycota; Pucciniomycetes; Pucciniales; Pucciniaceae
Exons: 8
Coding region: 17-3571 (1184 amino acids)
Biological process (GO): vesicle-mediated transport; endosomal vesicle fusion; autophagy
Cellular component (GO): cytoplasm; fungal-type vacuole membrane
Source: RefSeq, a predicted model, not a curated record